AUGGACAUGGAGCAACAACAAUUUGACCCAAAGUUGCCCAACGAAACUUUAUGGCUAGACCAAGAGGAAGAAGAAGAAGAAGAAGAGGCGGGCGUGGACCUUUUAGCAAGGCGUUCAAGCUCAAGGCAUCCACCCAGUGGAGUCGGAGCUACUGCUACCAGUGCUGAAGGUGAGCUUCAGCCUGCCCCUACCAAUGGAACUACCCCUGAAAUUCCUGACCAAGAAGUGGAAGAAAAAGAAGAUGCACAAGUAACUGCAUGCGGCGGCGAGAAUGGGGAAGCCGACCAAGUUGUGAAUGGGGAAGGCGGUGGAAACAGCGUUUACUUUGACAAACUCCAAGGCACUGAAUCCAUCAAUGAAAAGCAAUCUGAAAUUACAGAGCUCCAGAGCACGGAAAUCGAUCAUCAAAUGGUGAAAAAUUCCGAGGAUAAGAAAGAUUUUGGUUCGACGCCUGCACCAGUUGAACAUUUACAUGAAGCAAAUGGAAGUUUCAAGCAUUUUGAGAAUGGAACCAAAGUAGAGGCCGACAUUGACUUAUUCGAAGAAAUCGAAGAGGACUUAGUGGACUUAGAUGUUGAAAGGGUUUUAGAUAAACAAAAUACACAUCAUUUGUACUGCCCAAAUUGCAAUUCCUGCAUCACAAAAAAGGUUAUCCUUAGAAGAAGGCCAAAAUUUUCAAUACGCCACAGACCAAAGCGUGGUAGCAAGCUGGACCCGAUUCCUAAUUCUGCAGGCUUAGGUGGCAGUGACGACACACCUGAAAUCCAUCCAAAUGUUAGUCCAGUAGCAGCACCAGAUGAGCAAAAUGAUGGUAGAGAACAAGAACAAAAACAAGAAGCAUUCAGCUGCUUAUCAUGCUUCAGCCUUUUCAUUCCUAUAGGAAAUGGUUGUUUCAAGAUGUUAGAGUUCUUCAGAUGGGGGAGACGAACUGAACACUCACAAAGCACACAAGAGAUUAGACAAAGGGAAAACAUACAGACCACACCUGAGAUAAGGCAAAAAGAACACACAGGAAGUGCCCAAGAAACAAACCUGAGUGAGAACACACAAACUCCACAAAGAGUAAAUCUAAGUGAGAAUACACAAAGUCCUCAAGUGAUAAGCCUGCAGGAAAAAAUAGAAAUCUCUAAAGUUGUACUCCAGAAUGGAAAUGCAGAAACUCCUCAACAAGUAAGCCACGAUGAAGACGCACAAAGUCCUCAAAAAAGAACUCAUGAUGUGGACAUCAGUAGUCCUCAACAUACAAAUCAUAAUGAAGAUGCACAAAAACCUCAACCUAUUAGCUGGAAUGAAGAUAAAUCAGGCCCUCAAAAGAUAAGUCGUGGUGAAAAUGCAAGAAGUCCACAGGGCAUAAACCAGAACAUCAGCAAGCAAAGCCCUCAAAAGAUAACUACAGAUAGAACAAAUUGGAUUUCCUCUAUUUUUGCAUCUAAGAGCAAAGUAACUGUUGGGAAAGAAUCUUCACCUGUUCAAGCUGGUCAUGCCAUAUCAGCACUAAGUGCUGCAGUGUUAACCCCAUCACUUAUCGACAAGGGAUAUAUUGAUGGUGCGGCUAUAAAACCCAAAGAACCUGGAAAAAGUGAUAUAUUUUCUUCGACAAACAACACUCUACUUGACAAGAUGAUAGCCGACUCUACUGAGAAGAAGCCAGUUGUUGACAUGUUGCAGAGAAUUGUUUGUAAUGAGAUAAAGGAUAUUGAAACUGGGCUACUUGAGCCAACAUUACACCCUGGGACGGAUGUGGCACCUUCGUCUCAAAGAACAACGGAAACUGAAUGUAGAGGUUCCGACGCUGGUGAGCUUCAUGAAUGGGAAAUUCUGAAAAGCAUUGUCUACGGUGGAUUAGUUGAAUCAAUCACAAGUUUAGGUGUUGUGUCUUCUGCAGCUGGUGCGGGUGCUGCUACAUUGAAUGUUUUGGCUUUGGGAGUGGCAAAUCUGAUUGGAGGACUUGUGAUCAUUUUUCAUAAUCUUAGAGAACUGAAAAAUGACCAACCUCGUGUUGGUGGAGCUUCCGAUGUCGAGGAAGACCGGUAUCGAGUGAUGUUGGGGCGGAGACAGAAUUUUGCAAUGCAUGCGGUUGUAGCUAUCUUAUCAUACCUCGUUUUCGGGUUGGUUCCUCCUGUUGUCUACGGCUUCUUGUUCCGUAAAAGUGAUGAUAAAGACCUCAAGCUCGCAGCAGUGGCUGGCGCUUCUUUAAUAUGCAUCUUUUUGCUUGCACUUGGGAAAGGCCAUGUUAGAAGACCACGUAGAACUUACAUCCGAUCCGUGUCUUAUUACAUUGGCCUCGGGAUUACGGCGUCCGGCAUCUCGUAUGUAGUUGGCCAACUGCUCAAGAAACUGCUCGAGCAGCUUGGUUUGUUCGAAUCGAAUUCAACUGUCAGCUUGCCAUUUUUGGAGACACUGUCGAUGGAGGUGGGAAGGGCAUCCUAUUAAAGUUCUGGGGUUGAGUACCAAUGAAUUUUGAAUAGAAUGAUGCCAUGAGAAUCGGUUCUCAGUUGUACUCUUAAAUUACCUUUUUUUGUUCGAAUAUCUAUAUUACGAAAGAACUUAUUAAGGAAAUAAAUGAGUUUAAUGACA
This is a messenger RNA of Hibiscus syriacus, 2577 nucleotides long. RefSeq names its product membrane protein of ER body-like protein. The transcript has 8 exons. The coding region runs from base 1 to 2433 and encodes 810 amino acids. The record is from RefSeq and is a predicted model, not a curated record. Lineage: Eukaryota; Viridiplantae; Streptophyta; Magnoliopsida; Malvales; Malvaceae.